This is a messenger RNA of Ambispora leptoticha, 915 nucleotides long. The record is from the annotation of a GenBank genome assembly. NCBI's taxonomy places the organism in Eukaryota, Fungi, Glomeromycota, Glomeromycetes, Archaeosporales, Ambisporaceae.
AUGCACGACUUGCUCACCAUGAAAACCGUUGUCGAACUCGGUAUAUCAGCCGGAAUAUUGGUAGGCUUUAAAGCCUAUUUUCCUGACCAAUUCCCAUUUGUGACGAUAGUAGUAAUAGUGGCAUGGUUCAAGUAUCUAUAUAUCGACCGCGAAACACAAGUCAAAAAACCCGUGUUAAAUCCAAAUGAGUGGAAAAAAUUCCCGCUGAUAGAGAAGCAUAAGAUCAGUCAUAAUGUUGCUUUAUAUCGGUUUGGACUUCCGAAUCAGGAUGAUAUACUUGGACUUCCUGUUGGCCAGCAUAUCUCUGUACAAGCGGAUAUCGGUGGAAAAUUAGUACAACGUAGCUACACGCCAACUAGCAGUGACGAUGAUCGAGGAUUCUUUGAUCUGUUAAUUAAGACAUAUCCAAACGGUCUAGUGUCAAAAUAUAUUGAGCGAUUGGAAAUCAAUCAAACACUUACUGUCAAAGGGCCAAAAGGACAAUUCAAGUAUAGACCGGGACUGGUCAGAGCGUUUGGAAUGAUUGCAGGUGGUACUGGCAUAACACCUAUGCUUCAGAUUAUCCGGGCAAUCCUAAAAAAUCCCGAGGACAAAACCUCAAUCAGUUUGAUCUUUGCCAAUGUGAAUUUUGAUGAUAUUCUAUUAAAAGACGAGUUGGAUCAACUUGCAGAACAUAACGAAAAUUUUAAGGUUUAUUAUGUGUUGAAUAAUCCACCAGAAGGAUGGACCGGUGGCAUCGGAUACGUCUCAGCCGAAAUGAUCAAAAAACAUUGUCCCCCGCCAGCCAAUGAUAUCAAAAUGUUGCUUUGCGGUCCUGGUCCGAUGGUAACAGCAAUGACGAAAAUAACUGAUUCAUUAGGCUAUGAAAAACCACGUGCAUUAUCAAAACUUGAGGAUCAAGUUUUCAAGUUUUGA